AUGGUCGUCAAGAUACUCGUCUACGCGGCCGUUGCUGUCGCUCUCGCGUACCUCGCCCUCGUCUUUCCCAGGCUCAAGCAAGAGUGGAAGCUCUAUUCCCACCGUUCACAGCUCCCUCCAGGCCCUAAAGUCAUCAGGACGGGCAUUCGGAAGCCAUGGCUCUGGUUUCAAGAGCUGAGCCAGCAGUACGGAGAUGUCGUCUAUCUCCAGCUAGGACCUACCCCAACUAUUGUUCUCGGCUCUGCACAGGCAGCAUGGGAUCUUCUUGAGAAGAAGGGCGCCAUCUUUUCUUCUCGUCCGCGAUUCAUCAUGGGCGGCGAGCUGCUUUCAGGCGGUAUGAGGGGUCUCAUGGCUCCUUAUGCAGGCUACUGGAGACGCUGGCGCAAGCUUCUGCACAGCGGUUUCAUGCAGCGCCAGAGUGAGACUUAUCGACCUAUCCAGAGUCUCGAGUCCAAGGUCUUGAUGCAUGAUCUUUUGAGAUCGCCUGAAGACUUUCGAACGCACCUGGAGCGAUAUGCUGCAUCUGUAAUCGUCACCGUUACUUAUGGCAGGCGUGUUGAAGAUGUCAGGAGUGACAUUGUCGUCCGCCGCAACGCAGAGUCGAUGGAGCGUCUAACAAUGGUCAACAUUCCCGGAAAGUUUGCUGUGGAGAGAUACCCAGCCCUCAAGUACGUGCCUAGCUUCCUGGCACCCUGGAAGGCCGAGGUUCUCCAGCAGCGAGAGAAGGACAUUCGCAUGUACACCGAGCUCAUGGAUGAGGUUCGCGACAAGGUUGCUCAGGGUGUUGCACCAAACUGCUUCGCCAAGCACCUUCUUGAAGAGCAGGCUAAUCUUGGCAUGUCGGACUUGGAGAUUUCUUACACGGCAGGCUCACCUUUUGGUGCUGGAGUCGAGACAUCAGCGGGUUCUCUGGCUAGCUUUCUCCUCGCAUGCGCCAAGUUUGGCCCCCAGUUUAUCCCAAGAGCCCAAGAAGAACUCGACAGAGUCGUUGGAAAUGAUCGCCUGCCCACGUUUGAUGAUCUCCCCAAGCUAGAGUACAUCAGAGCUAUUACCUCUGAAACCUUGCGAUGGCGACCAGUUGCUGUACUUGGUGGCACUCCCCACGCCAGCACCGCAGAUCAUGUGUACAAGGGAAUGUUUAUUCCCAAGGGCAGCACCAUCAUCGCACCUCUCUGGACUCUCCACCUCAACGAGGCCGACUUUCCUGAACCCCACGAGUUCAAGCCUGAGCGCUUCAUGGAAGAGCGCAACUAUCCCGGUACCUUUGGCCACAGCGCCUUCGGUUGGGGUCGUCGUAUUUGUCCUGGCAUGCACCUUGGUUCUGCGUCGGUGGCAAUCAAUAUUGCUCGUAUCCUCUGGGCAUUUGAGGUGAACCCUGCCAAGGAUGAGAAGGGAAGGGAUGUUGAUGUUGAUAUUUUCGCGUACUCUGAGGGCUUCAACUCGGUUCCUUUGCCCUUCCCCUGCUCCAUCACACCACGUUCUCAGAGACACACCGAGGUCAUUGGAGAAGAAUACCAAGAUGCUCUGGAGCAGUUGACGGCAUACACGGCGACCACGAGUAAGAUUUCCUGA
Messenger RNA from Fusarium keratoplasticum, 1572 nucleotides. RefSeq lists its product as uncharacterized. The coding region runs from base 1 to 1572 and encodes 523 amino acids. The record is from RefSeq and is a predicted model, not a curated record. The transcript is spliced from 6 exons. Lineage: Eukaryota; Fungi; Ascomycota; Sordariomycetes; Hypocreales; Nectriaceae. Gene Ontology annotation, molecular function: heme binding; oxidoreductase activity, acting on paired donors, with incorporation or reduction of molecular oxygen; monooxygenase activity.